AUGCGAGAUAUGAAUCGUGAUAGAGCCAAUGGUGCACAGAAUAUCUUUAAAAAGUUGGAAGAAUUCUGCAAAGAUUACCCCAAGCUGCUUCUUGCUUUUAGUGUUUUCGUUAAAGGGUCUUACAGACCCAUCCCCAUCCCUGAUGAUGAAGAUGACGAAGGGUUAUGCAAAUUUCAAACCACUCAAACCAUGGUUGGCAAAAGAGUUGCACCACCACCGUCACCGUCACCGUCACCUGGGGUAACUAUGUAUGAUGCGCUUACAUACCUCUAUUCUGCUGAAGAAGCAUUUUCUGACGAACCCGUAAAAUAUGACCAGUUUUUGAAGAUAAUGGUUUCAGCUCAGAGCAUGGGUGAUUCUAUUGCCCUUGCAAAGGUGGAGAAGCUCACGAGAGAUGGAGACCACCGGAAUCUACUUAUAGGAUUCAGUGUAUUCCUUUCAGAUGAAAAUAAGAUGACGUUCUUCCCAAGCAAAAGAAACCGUACAGAUGAUGAGUCUCAUGGAGCGGAGGAUUUUACCAACAAGCGUAAGACAAGGUCACAGAUCCUUCGUGAUGCUAUUGCAGCAGCACAAGCGGAUUCCGUUUUGUGA
This is a messenger RNA of Microthlaspi erraticum, 591 nucleotides long. The record is from the annotation of a GenBank genome assembly. NCBI's taxonomy places the organism in Eukaryota, Viridiplantae, Streptophyta, Magnoliopsida, Brassicales, Brassicaceae.